Bufo gargarizans (Asiatic toad) is the source of this 2423-nucleotide messenger RNA. It is a transcript of the gene LZTFL1, whose product is annotated as leucine zipper transcription factor like 1. NCBI's taxonomy places the organism in Eukaryota, Metazoa, Chordata, Amphibia, Anura, Bufonidae. The record is from RefSeq and is a predicted model, not a curated record. Gene Ontology annotation, cellular component: cytoplasm. Gene Ontology annotation, biological process: negative regulation of protein localization to cilium.
AACGUUGCCGGGCCGAUUAAGAUGGCGGAGCUGAACGAGCAUCAUCGCGGAGAGGUUCUCAGUUAUAUGCGAUUCGCUCAGUCCAAGCGACUGCUCCGGCUUAAGAGCGUGGCCUCCUGCUUCCAGGAUGUGCGGGAGAGCCGGCUGGUGGAGGACACGUACACGGCGGAGGAGGUAGCCGAGCUGCUGAGCGGCCUGCAGGCUGUGGUGCAGAGCGAGCUGGAACUGGAGCUCAUCAACUCGGCCCAUACCAAUGUGCUUCUCUUACAGCAGCUCUUCUCCCAGGCCCAGCACUGGCACCUCCGGCUGCACACCGACAUCUCCGAGCUGGAGAACCGCCAGCUCCUGGAGCAGGUGGCCGAGCUGGAGAAGAGCCAAGAGCUGGGGCCCUCUGCUAAGGGCCCCCAGGCCAACAAGCCUAGACUGGUCCCAUUGAGCGAGGGCGGUUCUUCCUCAGACCUUCUCCACAGUCAGAUCACCCGUCUCCAAGAAGAGAACGACAAGCUGCGCUCCCGGCUUCGCACUCUGGAAGGCCAAGCGACCGCCGCCCUGGACGACAAACGCAGCGCAGAGCAAACCCUCAAAGAUCUGAAGAUCCAGUUCCAGGCCAAGCAGAACUCUCAGGCUUCACAAGAGGUCAGUCACCUGGAGGACACCAUGACCAACCUCAAGCUGGAGUUCCAGAAGACGCUAGGCGACCACACGAGCAGCCAGAAGAACCUGGAGGAGAACCUGACCAAGACCAAACAUGAGCUCCUGAGGGUCAAUGAGCAGCUGACCAUGGCGGAGAAAGAGCUGGACAAGAAGUUCCAGGAGACCGGCGCCUACCGUAACAUGAAGGACAUCCUGACCCGGAAAAACGAGCAGAUCAAGGACCUCCGAAGGAGGUUGUCAAAGUAUGAAGCAGAAGACUGAGCUGCAGCCGGCUGAGUCCCAUGUUCUUGGUUGACCUGUUCUAUAAUUUUGAUAAACCCAAAGAUUUGUCUCCAGCCUGAACCCAUAAUCCGGAUUAUCAGAAUAAAUUACACCAGUUUAGUUUUUCCCCACAGUUAAACUAGUCGUCAUUGACAUUUCUUAACCCAGCUGAACUUCCUGACCACACAGCCAGUCUCAAGGUGGAGUUACAGAAGAUCCUAGGUAGUGAUCUUCGAACCUGUAGCUCUCAGCUGUUGUAAAACUACAACUCCCAUCAUGCCCUGAUAGCCUGCCUGCUGUCAGAACAUGCUGGAGAGACACAGGUUUGGAGAUCACUGCCCUAGGAGACCUCAUCCUCAAGAACCUGACCACCAGUAGACAAGAACUCUCCAUCCAUGACCGAAAAGAAGCUGAAGAAUCUCCAAGUGUAGUGAAACAUGAGCAGGACCAGAAGAUUGCUGCCACCACAAAUCCAAGGGUGACACUUCUUAUGAUGAUGAUGAUCCACCUCUGAUAUCAUAUUAGGGGCCCUAUUUUCCAAGUGUGUUUAUUGGACGCUGGUGAUCACCACACUCCUCAUCCAGGUGGACCUCAGUUUAAUGCCAGUGCUACAGGGACACGCGGCAGCUGAAAUCAGCACCAUGUUUGGGUACACAGUGACCACCACAAAUAAGGCUCUGUUCACAUCAAGUUUCAGAUUUUAUCAUAAAUGGCAGCUAAAUAUUGCAAUCUGCUGCGCUAUGUUCUCCGGUACAAUGCUGGACACCUUGAUGGAAACCCAGUGGAGUUAAUGGAGCCCAUUGGGUAAUGUUGGCAUUUGUUGUGUCCGUCAAUGGAGCAGAACAAUGGAAUUGCUGAAUGCAGAUGUGAACAGAGCCUUAGUCGCCUACAAUUUAUUUUGGCCAUGUUGGGUUACAUGUAUUGUGCGUUUCCUCCCGUUGUGACUUCUGGAGUCCUUGUGUCGAAGGGCCAUCAGAUGGCCCUGACCUACAACCCGAUCAACUUCCGGUAUUCAGGUACUUCCACAUGGGACAUAAAAAGCGGUGGAUCUACAUGGGUUACUAGUGGAUUUUGUUGCAGAGUGAAAUCCGCUGCGGCCUUCGUGUCUGCCUCGCAGGGUCAAUUUCUGCACUUUUUAUUUUUAUUUUUUACGCAAUGUGAAAAUUAGCUGCUUCUGUAAAAUGCUGCAGAUUUUCCGUCCCAACUGAAGUGGCAGAAAAUCUGCAGUGUGUCUGCCCCAUGUGGACGUGCCCCUACUGAUCAGCUACUUCCUUAGAAGGCGUCAUUCCUGCUCUAUCCUUCCAUCCAGUGAUACAGGAACCAACUGGAAAAUUAAAAUGUUUAUAUUUUUUUUUUCACUUCAUUAAAACCGGUUUCUGAUUUGUAGAAGCGUUGCCUACUUUUUAUCCACUGGAGAUUCACGCAAUAGGUUUAAAAAAUAGCAGCCAUCCUCAAACUGCGGCCCUCCAGCUGUUGCAAAACUACAACUCCCAGCAUGCUCGAACAGC